AUUUACUAAAGUUUUUAACGCAAUAUAAAGCACUAGAUUUUAUUUUCUUACCAGACAGUAACCGCCGUUUCAACUCCAUUUUCACCUCUCACCAAAACCCUCACGCCGCCGGCUAUUUUUUUUACCAUACCAUGGACCUCUUCGCCGCCGACCACGUCGCUCCAUUUCCCGAUACCGGAGACCUUCUCUUCGCAGCCGGCCUUCUCUCCAACCGCAACAAUCCACAGAAACUCCGUCCCAUCAGGUCCGUCCCUCCUCUUACUGCUCACCUAGUCAAUGCUCAGCCCCCUUCCAAACUUCACCCUCCAGAAUCUCCCUCUCAGACGCAUGCCCCGACUGAAUCCGGGUCGGGUCAUUCUCCGUUGCCUAAUAGGCAGGAACCCGGUUCGUCUUUGGAUGAUGAAGAUGAUGUUGACGACGAAGAGAAUUCGUCGGGAAGUACUAAAGAAUUUGGCUCGAGAAAGAGAAGGAAAAAGUCGGCGAGAAAGCUUGAAUGUUUUGUAGAAGGUUUGGUUAAGAGGGUGAUGGAGAAGCAAGAGCAGAUGCAUAAGGAAUUGGUGGAAAUGAUAGAGAAGACGGAGAAAGAAAGAAUGAAUAGAGAAGACGCGUGGAGGCGCGAGGAGAUGGAAAGAAUUAAGAAAGAAGACGAAGCUAGAGCGCAAGAAAGGUCUCGUAGUUUAGCCUUAAUAUCGUUCAUUCAGAAACUAUUAGGCCAUGAGAUUCAGAUUCCUCAACAAGCUAUGAACCUAUUGGGUCAUGAAAUUCAGAUUCUUUCUCAACCAGCAGAAGGAAGCGGAAAAAAAGAAGAAUACGGAGUUGAGGUAAACAACAACAAAAGAGAUUUCAACGGUGAUAUGAGUAACAAUAGAUGGCCGGAUGUGGAAGUACAAGCACUCAUAGCGGUAAGAACUGCGUUGGAACACAGGUUUGGUGUCGGUCUUACAGGAGCAAAAGGAUCGAUAUGGGAGGAGAUAUCUGAAGCAUUACGCGGAAAGGGAUACAAUCGAUCCGCGAAGAAGUGUAAGGAGAAAUGGGAAAACAUCAACAAGUACUACAAGAGGACAGUGGGAAGUGGCAAGAAACGGCCUCUAAAUAGUAAAACUUGCCCUUACUUUGAUGAAUUGGAUAAUCUGUAUAGAAAUGGGUCAUUCAACAGCCUUGGAAAUGCAUUGAGCAAUACCAAUAAUGUUUCCAUGAGUGAAGUAAAGGAGCAAGGUGAAAUUUGAUAAUCAUAAUUGUGGCUCAUGUAACACAUACUCUCAUUAUUACUUAGUCAUUUUUCAUUUUGAUUCAUCUUAAUAAUGAACUUUUUAGAUGAUAUACUACCAUUCUUAAUAGCCUGUGUUCUUGUACUGAAAGAUUAACUAAAUGGUCAGUUUUGUGUUGUAGACCAAUUGUUUGCAGAAAGAAAAUUGAAUACUUUUGCAUGGAGAAA
Messenger RNA from Lathyrus oleraceus (garden pea), 1435 nucleotides. RefSeq names its product trihelix transcription factor GTL1. The coding region runs from base 132 to 1226 and encodes 364 amino acids. The record is from RefSeq and is a predicted model, not a curated record. Lineage: Eukaryota; Viridiplantae; Streptophyta; Magnoliopsida; Fabales; Fabaceae. The transcript has 2 exons.